Molecule: messenger RNA, 2634 nt
Organism: Octopus sinensis (East Asian common octopus)
Lineage: Eukaryota; Metazoa; Mollusca; Cephalopoda; Octopoda; Octopodidae
Product: methylthioribulose-1-phosphate dehydratase
Exons: 8
Coding region: 1100-1801 (233 amino acids)
Cellular component (GO): cytoplasm
Molecular function (GO): methylthioribulose 1-phosphate dehydratase activity; metal ion binding
Source: RefSeq, a predicted model, not a curated record
UCAACAGGAUUUUAAUUCAGAACUGAGAUGGAGAGAACAAAUUUGUUCUGAUGCUCUAAUGAUUCUGAUGACUCGUUAAAUAAUAUAGAAUUCUAGAAAAGUUAAAUCAUUGAAAAAGGUUUAAUGUUGGAAUGCACUAUUUAAAUAGCAUUAAAGCAAUAUGCUGGCAGAAUCAUUAGCAUGCUAGGCAAAAUGUUUAGUGGGAUUUCAUCUGUCUUUAUGUUCUGAUGUUCGAAUUUCAUAAUGGUUGACUUUGGCCUUUCAAACUUUUGGGGUCAAUAAAAUAAGUACCAGUUGAACACUGGGGUCAAUGUAAUCAGCUUGCCCUCUCUCCUGAAAUGUCAGGCCUUGUAUCAAAAUUUGUAACCAGUAUCAGAACUCACUGUGAUUCAUUGGUAAGUAAAGAAUACAAGAAAAGAAGGUCCAUUUAAAAAUUGUUAUUCCAGGAAAGAUAUGGAGUUUUAGAGCUAUUGGUGUUUCACUGGAAUAUAUAGGAUGUUAGAACUUUUGGUGAUUCUCAUAUAUUUUGUUCCAUAGAUAUGAUGAUUAGUUAAACUCCUCAGUCUCAUUAGACAGUAGCAUUAUACAUCAUAAUCAUUACCUUAACCAUAACACUCUGUCAUACCUCAGCCUCUCAACACCUAGCAUACAACCACCUCCCACCUUUCAAUAUCUACCCCAUCCCUUCUUAGUUCAAGGGACUUUUCCCUUUUUCCUGUCCUUUCUUGUCUUGCAAGCUACUUGGUAAACUCACUAGUACCGGUGGCAUGGAAAUAAAAUCAUGCAGCACAUGCUGUAAAGUGGUUGGCAUUAAGAAGGGCAUCCAUCUGUAGAAUCCAUGCCAAAGCUGACAUUGGAGCUCAACACAGCCAUGCAGCUUGUCAAACCGUCCAACUCAUGUCAGUAUUGAAAAACAGACAUCAAACGAUGAUGAUGAUAAUCCAGUAUUUGUAGAAAAGAAAUAAACUCUUCAAAAGAAUGAAGAAUCGUGACCAAUAGACAAAGAAGAACUUCAUCAUUCCAGCCUCAAACUUUGAGUCAAGGAAUUGAAACCAAACUAAAAUACUUUCACUAAGAAGAAAGAAUAUUGACAGCAAUCAUGGAUGUUGGAAACUUGAAGGAACACCCACGCACCUUGAUUCCAGAAUUGUGCCGCCAAUUCUAUCAUUUGGGUUGGUGCACAGGAACUGGUGGAGGAAUCAGCAUAAAACACAAGGAUGAAAUAUAUAUUGCUCCAUCAGGUGUUCAGAAAGAAAGAAUCAAGUCUGAAGAUCUGUUUAUUGUGAAUAUUGAUGGGGAGACAACUGAGGAGCCGCCACCUCCCAAAAAGUUGAAGAUUUCUCAAUGCACUCCCUUGUUUAUGAACGCUUUUACAAUAAGAGAUGCUGGUGCUGUGAUUCACACACAUUCAAAGUUUGCUGUGAUGGCAACGUUGUCAUUCCCUGGAACAGAGUUUCUUGUCACUGGCCUGGAAAUGAUCAAAGGGAUCAAGAAAUGUAAAUCAAAUGUUAAUUAUAACUAUAAUGAGCUGUUAGUGGUCCCUAUAAUUGAGAAUACUCCAUUUGAAGUGGACCUGAAGGAUGCUAUGGCUCAGGCUAUACUAGACUAUCCAGAAACAUGUGCUGUUCUUGUCCGAAGGCAUGGAGUUUAUGUAUGGGGUAAAACAUGGCAGCAAGCUAAAUCCAUGUGUGAGUGCUACGAUUAUCUUUUUGAUAUUGCAGUUCAAAUGAAGACAGCAGGUCUGGAUCCUGCCAUUCUUCCUAAACCACCCAAAGGUGCUUACGUUUCAAAAACAAAUUAGAGUGAUGCACAAAAUGCUUUUUAUCAUUUAGUUGACCACCUUUUUCUGUUCUGAGUUCAAGUCUUACCAAAGUCAACUAUGUAUUUUCAGAUUUUGAGAGGUUUUGGCACAGCCAUUUUGGCACUGCUGAUCCAAUGCUGACUUAUUUGACAUCAGACGUUUUAAUGUUUUUCUUAUUCUCUUCAGCCUUCUCACUUUCUGUCUGUCUCUGUUUAUGUGUGGUAUAUAUUUCUCUUCAUGUGCAUGAGGAGAGAGAACGCGUUUAUGUCAGUUGUGUUCAAUUUUUUUUUUAUUUUAAGAAAGUUCAAAUCAGAGCAAGAAGCCACUUAGUGUUUGGGGCUAUGAAGAAGGAGAAAUGAAGACGAAAGGAAUGAAUUGGCUUAUGACUUGAAAGAGUUCAGGUCAUAUGAAAGAGGAAAACAAUGGAAGAGAAUUCCAAAGUCUGGCAGUUCGAAGAACAAAGCUACAAUUUACAAUUGAUAAAUUGUAAUGUCUCUCUUUUCCAGCUCUUUCUACCACUCUUUCUAUCUGCAUAUGUAUAUUUCUGUGUGCACUUGUGUGUGUUUCCUCCAUUGCCAAAAAGGUACUGAUGCCAAAUCAGACUGACAGCCCAGUCAGCAAUGCCAAAUUGUCAACGUCCAAACAGCUGCGCCUGAACAUCUCAUUCUAGUAAUAUUAUCCUUCAAGGUUUCAUGGAAUAAAGUACUUGUGAAAUACUGGAGUUGAUUUUAUUAAUUACAUUGUGUAACACACAAUUUUUGUCCUUGGGUAGUCAUUGUUAUUUCCUAUUUGCUUACCCCUAGAAAGUAUGAAAGCUGGCUAAUAUUUCCUCA